This is a messenger RNA of Bombina bombina (fire-bellied toad), 1145 nucleotides long. Its product is annotated as C-C motif chemokine 2. Bases 74 to 433 code for a protein of 119 amino acids. Lineage: Eukaryota; Metazoa; Chordata; Amphibia; Anura; Bombinatoridae. The record is from RefSeq and is a predicted model, not a curated record. The transcript has 3 exons. Gene Ontology annotation, biological process: immune response; positive regulation of GTPase activity; lymphocyte chemotaxis. Gene Ontology annotation, molecular function: chemokine activity; CCR chemokine receptor binding. Gene Ontology annotation, cellular component: extracellular region.
CACCUCUCCAGUGUAUGCACAUUAUAAAAUCUGUCCAGAAUAUUACAUUUAGUCUCUCAGAAAAAAGUGAAAGAUGAAGAUCCUUUGUUUAGCAACUCUCAUUUGUCUUGGAAUUGUUUUAUGGUCCGCAAAUCAAGUAACAGGACUGGAAGCAAACAUUAUAAGCAAUUUCACCUGUUUGGACCUGAAGUCAAAAAAUAAGGUUCCUGUGCACAGAUUAAAGAGCUACAUUGUCCAGACAACACCAAUCCAUGCCAUUUUGUUUACAACAAAGAAAAACAAACACACAUGUGCAGAUCCUAAAAUGGAUUGGGUGAAAAAGGCUAUGGAACAACUGAACAAGAAAAAAAGGGCCCAGACACCAGAAAAGAAAAGGAAAACAAAAAAACAACAAAAGAAGAAAAAUGAUAAGAAGAAAUCUGUGAAACAAUGAUUAUUUGUGUUUUAACCAUGUGUUAGUAUCAUCUAAAGAGAGGGGAAUUAUAGUUCCAUGGAAUUUGUUUUGUUUUAUUGUAUUUGAACAGAUCAUUAACAUAAGCUUAAACAUAUCAAUAAUGUGAGUGACAGAGCUGGAACACGAGCUCAUAUUAUUUAUCACAAACAAAUUGUCCUAAACUGCUGCUAUUUUGGGAACAAUUUUUUAUUUAUUGGCUAAGGCAAAAUUAAUUCAUAUACAUUUUCAAUGAAAAAAUGUUCAAUUCAUUUUGUCUGCUAUCAAAACUUGUGGUUUGCUGAAACAUUGGAAUCUUAUUAAGGAAAACAAGCAAAUUACAAAAAAACAUAAAGCCACCAAAGAAAAGAAAAGUGUUUUAUAGAUAGACGACCAACAUUCUCAGGAUAAGACUGUUCCAAAUGCAUAUACAAACAAUGGCUUCUUGUAAAAUGCCUCUAAGCACACACGUGCAGUAAUUUACUGUAGGAGCACUCAUUGUAAUGUAUUAAAACAGAAAAGCAGCAGAAUAAAAUAUAUUCUCUAAGAGUUAAAAAGGUGCGUAGCAUAUAAUAGUUGUUCUUAUAAUAAAAACGAAAAACAGAAGGAAAAAUAUUUAGUAGAUCUUCAGUCUUUUUAAGAUUUGUGGGUUGAAUACAUAAGCUCUUGUAAAUAUUAAAUGAUGAAUGUAAUAAAAUAUGAUUUAAUGAUUAAA